UUAGGUUGAAGAUCUGAAACCCUAUUCCAUCAUUCUGUGAAAUUUUCGAAAGUCUAGAGGACGAUCGAAUCGACGCUCUGAAAUUUGAAAAUUGUGAUUGGGGAAAGAGAUGCCUCAGAGACACUCGAAAAACAACAACGAUCUCGCGUUCUUCACGUACGAUGAGAAGCGGAAACUUGGGUAUGGGACCCAAAAGGAGAGGCUGGGCAGGGACUCCAUUAAGCCCUUCGAUGCUUGCUGCCUCUGCCUCAAACCCUUAAUUGACCCUAUGAGCUGCCAAAAAGGACAUGUCUUUUGUAAAGAGUGCAUUCUCCAGUGCUUGUUGUCUCAGAAGAAAGACAUUCAAAGGAAGCUUGUGGCACAUGCUGCUCAGCAGAAGCAAGAAAAAGAAGAGGAAGAAGAGAGAUUGAUGUUGCAAAAGGCUAAAGAGCUUGAUGCUUUUGAUCAGCAAAAUCAUGGUGCCGUUCCACAAUACAGUGAUAGAAAUUAUAGCCGUGAUAAGAAUGGUUUCCAUGGGGCAAACAGUGUGAAGGUCACUUCCUAUGAGGAGGAAGCCCUUCGGACAAUGAAGGCAUUUUGGCUUCCUUCUGCUACGCCAGAAGCUUCUGUUAAAGUAGAAGCACCUUCUACCAAUACCAUCUGUCCAGAAGGCAAUGAGAAACUGAAGUUAAAGACACUAUUCCCUGUCCUGUUCACUGAAGAUACUAGUGAGCAGAAAAAAUCCAAGGCUUUUGAUAGGACCUACAUUUGUCCUAGCUGCAAAGUUACUCUCACCAACACAAUGUCACUUGUGGCUCUUAGUUCAUGUGGGCAUGUAUUUUGCAAAAAAUGUGCUGACAGAUUUAUGGCUGUGGAUAAGGUUUGCCUUGUUUGCGACAAGGCAUGUAAAGAGAGACAUUUGGUGAAUUUGGAGAAAGGUGGGACAGGUUUUGCCGGUCAUGGGGAUCAUCUUGAAGCCAGAGAUUUCAAGCAUUUGGGAAGUGGUUCUGGGUUGGGGCUGGUUAGACCUGCAAUGAAGACUUGAAGCCCAAUUGAUUUAGCUUGUCGGGUGUAUGAUACUCCAUUCGGGAUAAGAAAAAUGUGCAUUAACUUCUUCAUGUUACCGUAUUAUACUCAUCAUUAUCUGUCUUAUCUAAGAGCUGUUCUACUUCUUGUACCAAAAAAAGAAAAAAGAAAAGACCUGUUCUACUUCGUGUAAUUUUUAUUUUAUUUUUCUACCUUAUAAUUUGAAAAGUGAGCUUGUUCCAUUAAU
Molecule: messenger RNA, 1252 nt
Organism: Gastrolobium bilobum
Lineage: Eukaryota; Viridiplantae; Streptophyta; Magnoliopsida; Fabales; Fabaceae
Product: E3 ubiquitin-protein ligase CSU1
Exons: 2
Coding region: 110-1024 (304 amino acids)
Cellular component (GO): nucleus
Molecular function (GO): ubiquitin protein ligase activity
Source: RefSeq, a predicted model, not a curated record